CAUGUCAACAUUGAAUUAUACGUUGGUCUGACCCCCGAAGAAGCAAAGCUUGUGGGCAACGUACAUAAUAGGGCCACCUCUUCCAAAAGUAUUCUUUUCCAGGAUUUGGUGCGCCAGGCCCGUUCAAUUUACAUAAGAGAUGAAACGGGGGAUAAAUGGAAAGACACAGCGACAGUUGUUCUUUCCCAUAUCCAGCAGAAGAAGUGUUCCAAAGACAGUCUUUGGGUGGUGUUUAGUGUGGCUGCCUAUUGCAAUGAGGCGUAUACAGAGGCUGAGCGUAUUUUCAACCUUUGGGAAAGCGUUGAAGUUCCCCAACAUUUGUUUAAAGCUUUGAUGGGGAUGGAAGAAGAAGUUCGGUGCCAGUAUCUUCGACGAGUUGAAGUACGGCCCGACUUGAAAAAAAUUACGAACAAUCUCAAAACGGAGAAAAAAAGGACUAUUCUGAAAGAAGUCUUCUUGGAAAAAACGCAAUGUUCCACAUGGGAAGAAGCGGAAGAGACCUACGAGCCAUAUGUUCACAUGGUAGAUGAUUACCUGGAUUUUAACAUCAAUAGACGAUGUGUUCCUACAGAGUUCGUAAAGUUUUGUGAUGCCGCCAAAGAACAUCGGGCCAUGGAGUCUGUAGAUAUAUCAGUUGACAUCAACUUAACAUCAAGGACUCACCAGGACUUGAUAAACCACAACAGCAUCAAGUCCCUUGUAACAUCUACUAAAAGAAAACUGGAAGACAGAGUCCGGCAGAUCUUGAAGAAAAUUAAACCAGAUGACUGAUUUCUGUCCAAUUUUUUGUGCUUUUUUGCAUAUUAUUUUUUUUUUAUAUGUUGGAGUGUUUUCUAUCGGGGGCGGUAAUUUGGCCGCUCUGUUUUUCCAUCUUUCAUUUAACUUUUGACAUGUAAUUAAAUAUCCCAUGUGACUGACUUAAGAAGUUAAAUGUGUUUUGUAUUAAUUGUUUUGAAGAGUAAUGGUUUCGUCGU
Magallana angulata is the source of this 974-nucleotide messenger RNA. RefSeq lists its product as uncharacterized. The annotation marks the transcript as partial. The transcript has 5 exons. The record is from RefSeq and is a predicted model, not a curated record. NCBI's taxonomy places the organism in Eukaryota, Metazoa, Mollusca, Bivalvia, Ostreida, Ostreidae.